Molecule: messenger RNA, 1194 nt
Organism: Syngnathus typhle (broad-nosed pipefish)
Lineage: Eukaryota; Metazoa; Chordata; Actinopteri; Syngnathiformes; Syngnathidae
Product: dual specificity protein phosphatase 3-like
Exons: 3
Coding region: 18-581 (187 amino acids)
Biological process (GO): negative regulation of MAPK cascade; protein dephosphorylation
Cellular component (GO): cytoplasm
Molecular function (GO): MAP kinase phosphatase activity; protein tyrosine/serine/threonine phosphatase activity
Source: RefSeq, a predicted model, not a curated record
GCAAGGGGAACAGAGCCAUGUCGGCUUUCGAAGUGACUCUCCAGCAGCUCAACGACUUGUUGACAGACGACAGAGGCUUUUACAGCUGGCCAACGAAACACGUCCACGAGGUUUAUCCGCGCAUCUUCGUCGGCGAUGCGUUUGUGGCGACAAACACGACGCGCUUGAAGAGUUUGGGAAUCACCCACAUUCUCAACGCUGCAGAGGGAAAUUCCUUCAUGCACGUGAACACCAGCGCAGAGUUUUAUGCAGGAACAGGGAUCACCUACCAUGGAGUGGCAGCCAGUGAUACGGAUCACUUCGACAUCAGCGUUUUCUUCCAAGAGGCAGCCGAUUUUAUCGAGGAAGCUCUGGCAUACAAAAACGGGAGAGGUCGAGUAUACGUGCAUUGCAGGGAAGGCUACAGUCGUUCCCCCACCUUAGUCACGGCCUACCUGAUGCUUCGCCAGAAAAUGGACAUCCACAGCGCUCUCGCAACAGUGAGAGAGAGAAGAGAGAUCGGCCCUAACGAUGGCUUCCUUUACCAACUCUGCCGACUGAACCAGACGCUGGCCGCUGAGGGAAUGCUCUGGAACAAAUGAAGCAGAAACAAAAGUAUGCUUCAUCACAUUCUUGAAAUAUUGACAUAUUUUGCAGUACCGUAAUUUUCGGACUAUAAGUCACACCGGAGUAUAAAUCGCACCAGCCAUAAAAUACCCAAAAAAGUGAAGAAAAAACCCAUAUAUAUUUAUAUAAGUCGCUCCUGAGUAUAAGUCGCCCCCCCACCCAAACUAUGAAUAAAACCACGACUUAUAGUCCGAAAAUUACGGUAUAUAUUUUUUGAAAUAACAUGAAAUAUAAAUUAUGAUUUUGUAAGUACAGAAUAUUUUACCUCACUUGUGUAACUCAAUUGGUUAUUGAUCGAGUUAUCCUGUAGAGGUCACAAAUGAUCCACUUUUUGGACCUGUGUGAAGACAAGUAGCAGAAAAGAACAUGUUCCACUGAGAUCAUUUUGCUGCAGGUCUCAUAGUCCUCUUUAGGGUUUAUUUACAAGCGGAGCAAAAUGCUUUUGCCACCUGGAAGUACAUACACGUGACGUCAUGCUCUAAUGUCCUAUUGUGCACUAAUGAGUGUGUGCUGACAAUGUUUUGGAAACCAUUGUGUGCUUCUCAGUGAUCUUUGAGGUCUUUUGUAUGUUUGGACUAAUGGAUUAUU